Rhinopithecus roxellana (golden snub-nosed monkey) is the source of this 4673-nucleotide messenger RNA. RefSeq names its product HECT domain and ankyrin repeat containing E3 ubiquitin protein ligase 1 (gene HACE1). Gene Ontology annotation, biological process: positive regulation of protein catabolic process; proteasome-mediated ubiquitin-dependent protein catabolic process; protein polyubiquitination. The record is from RefSeq and is a predicted model, not a curated record. NCBI's taxonomy places the organism in Eukaryota, Metazoa, Chordata, Mammalia, Primates, Cercopithecidae. Gene Ontology annotation, molecular function: protein binding; ubiquitin-protein transferase activity. The coding region runs from base 267 to 3212 and encodes 981 amino acids. The transcript is spliced from 25 exons. Gene Ontology annotation, cellular component: nucleus.
AGAAGGCCGCGCGAGCCCGGGAAGGACGCGGCGGCGGUGGCAGCAGGAAAGGCGCGAGCGGAGGUGGCGGCGGGUAUCCCCUGGGUGGUCGGCCCGGUAGCAGCCGGGCCCCGGACGCAGGACGUGGCCCCAGGUAGCCCUUGCAGCUCAGUGCUGUAGCCAGGGCAAGUCCGCGCCUCCGCCUGCUGGACUGGCCGGGGCGAGAUGUAGGGCGCUGGGCGCGGAGGCCGCCGGUGCGGCGGGGGAUCGCGGAGGGCGCGCCGAGGAUGGAGAGAGCGAUGGAGCAACUCAACCGCCUUACGCGCUCUCUGCGCCGCGCGCGCACCGUGGAGUUGCCGGAGGAUAAUGAAACUGCUGUUUAUACAUUAAUGCCAAUGGUUAUGGCUGAUCAACACAGGUCUGUUUCUGAACUACUAUCAAAUUCAAAAUUUGAUGUCAAUUAUGCAUUCGGACGUGUGAAAAGAAGCUUGCUUCACAUUGCAGCAAAUUGUGGAUCGGUGGAAUGUUUGGUUUUGCUGUUAAAGAAGGGAGCAAAUCCUAACUAUCAAGAUAUUUCAGGCUGUACACCCCUUCAUCUGGCAGCAAGAAAUGGGCAGAAGAAAUGUAUGAGUAAAUUAUUAGAAUAUAGUGCUGAUGUCAACAUUUGUAAUAAUGAAGGCCUUACAGCAAUACACUGGCUGGCUGUGAAUGGGCGGACAGAACUACUCCAUGACCUUGUGCAGCAUGUCAGUGAUGUUGAUGUUGAGGAUGCCAUGGGGCAGACAGCACUGCAUGUUGCCUGCCAGAACGGUCACAAGACGACAGUGCAAUGCUUGCUAGACAGUGGUGCUGAUAUUAACAGGCCAAAUGUAUCAGGAGCAACUCCAUUGUACUUUGCUUGCAGUCAUGGUCAGAGAGAUACAGCACAGAUUCUACUACUACGAGGAGCCAAAUAUCUGCCAGAUAAAAAUGGAGUAACUCCUCUGGAUUUAUGUGUACAGGGUGGAUAUGGAGAGACUUGUGAAGUAUUAAUUCAAUAUCACCCAAGGCUUUUUCAGACUAUUAUUCAAAUGACACAGAAUGAAGACCUCCGAGAAAACAUGUUACGGCAAGUUCUGGAGCAUUUGUCUCAGCAAAGUGAAAGUCAGUACCUAAAGAUUCUAACAAGCCUUGCUGAAGUUGCUACAACAAAUGGUCAUAAACUGCUUAGCCUAUCUAGCAAUUAUGAUGCUCAAAUGAAGAGCCUUUUAAGGAUUGUGAGAAUGUUUUGUCACGUCUUUCGAAUUGGUCCAUCCUCCCCCAGUAAUGGAAUUGAUAUGGGCUACAAUGGGAAUAAAACUCCAAGAAGCCAGGUGUUCAAGCCUCUGGAAUUGCUUUGGCACUCAUUAGAUGAAUGGCUAGUUUUAAUAGCCACAGAAUUGAUGAAAAACAAAAGAGACUCAACAGAGAUCACUUCUAUUUUACUGAAACAAAAAGGCCAGGAUCAAGAUGCUGCUUCCAUUCCUCCAUUUGAACCUCCAGGACCUGGGAGCUAUGAAAAUCUGUCCAGUGGCACAAGGGAAUCUAAACCAGAUGCUCUUGCAGGGAGACAGGAAGCCAGUGCAGAUUGUCAGGAUGUUAUUUCUAUGACAGCCAACCGGCUAAGUGCUGUCAUUCAAGCUUUUUACAUGUGCUGUUCUUGUCAGAUGCCUCCAGGAAUGACUUCACCUCGUUUCAUUGAAUUUGUCUGCAAACAUGAUGAAGUUUUAAAAUGCUUUGUUAAUAGAAAUCCCAAAAUUAUAUUUGACCACUUUCACUUUCUCCUUGAAUGUCCUGAGUUGAUGUCAAGAUUCAUGCAUAUCAUAAAAGCACAGCCUUUUAAAGAUCGCUGUGAAUGGUUCUAUGAACAUCUGCAUUCAGGACAGCCAGAUUCAGACAUGGUGCACAGGCCAGUGAAUGAAAAUGAUAUCCUACUGGUUCACAGAGAUUCUAUUUUUAGGAGUAGCUGUGAAGUUGUGUCAAAAGCAAAUUGUGCAAAGCUAAAGCAAGGGAUUGCUGUACGGUUCCAUGGAGAAGAAGGCAUGGGUCAAGGUGUUGUGCGUGAAUGGUUUGAUAUUCUGUCCAAUGAGAUAGUCAAUCCUGAUUAUGCAUUGUUUACCCAGUCAGCUGAUGGAACAACUUUUCAGCCUAAUAGCAACUCUUACGUAAAUCCUGAUCACUUGAACUAUUUUCGGUUUGCUGGGCAGAUCUUGGGAUUAGCAUUGAACCAUAGGCAGCUGGUCAAUAUUUACUUCACACGAUCCUUCUACAAGCACAUUCUUGGUAUUCCUGUAAAUUACCAAGAUGUGGCAUCCAUUGAUCCAGAAUAUGCCAAAAAUUUGCAAUGGAUUUUAGAUAAUGAUAUAAGUGAUCUGGGUCUAGAACUAACUUUUUCUGUUGAGACUGAUGUGUUUGGAGCAAUGGAAGAGGUGCCUUUGAAACCUGGGGGUGGGAGUAUUCUUGUGACACAAAAUAACAAAGCGGAGUACGUCCAGCUUGUUACUGAACUUCGAAUGACAAGAGCCAUUCAGCCUCAGAUCAAUGCCUUUUUACAGGGCUUUCAUAUGUUCAUUCCACCCUCCCUCAUACAGCUUUUUGAUGAAUAUGAAUUGAAAAUCCAACCUCAUACAGAUAAGUUGGAAAAGGGAGAACCUCAUGGACCCACAGAAAAAUCUCGGAAACCCUCAAGAGUUCUCAGAUGUUGCCUUAUAUCAAUCUUAUUUAAGGAGCUACUGCUUUCUGGCAUGCCAGAAAUUGAUGUGAGUGAUUGGAUAAAAAAUACAGAAUACACAAGUGGCUAUGAAAGAGAAGAUCCAGUUAUUCAGUGGUUCUGGGAAGUUGUGGAAGACAUUACUCAAGAGGAGAGAGUUCUUCUCUUGCAGUUUGUUACUGGCAGAUACAAACUCUUAGUUCCAGGGUCCCACAUGGUGGGUUUGCUAAUAUCAUGGGUGGAAGUGGAUUGCAAAACUUUACAAUCGCUGCUGUGCCAUAUACUCCAAAUCUUUUGCCAACUUCAAGCACAUGCAUCAACAUGCUCAAGUUACCUGAAUACCCAAGUAAAGAAAUACUCAAGGACAGACUUCUUGUGGCACUACAUUGUGGCAGCUAUGGUUACACAAUGGCAUAAUGAAGUCUGGAAAACUCAUCUGACUGCUGAUGCACAAUUCAGAAUGGCAGAAGUAAUUUGGGAAAAUGUCAACAAAAAAGCAGCCUAAAUGCAACCCAUAGGCAGGGCUGAUGCUUCAAAUUUAUAAAAGAUCAUCAGGUUUUCUGUUUCUGUCUUUUCCCUUUUAUGUUUUCUCUGUUUGUGAUACAAUUAGAAAAUAUAAAAUCACAAUAGAUUUUAUUUUUUAAAAUGCUAAUUGAAAGUAGUAGAAACUGUCCUUUUUCAUAAUUAAUUUUAUCCAAGAUUGUAUUAAGGCAAAAUCUGAUUCUACAUUCCACCUCUGCUGUGUAACUGUCUUGUUAAAAGGAGGUUUUCUCCUAAUUUCUGAUGUAUUAUAUGAGGUCAUCCAGCUGGUAUGUUCUUUUGCAUGUAAAGUGCCAUUUAUAUUUUAGAAAACUAUUGUAUAGAAUGGAUUAAUUUAGAUUGUCUAUAAAGUCACAAAUAUGUAUUUUCCCACAGUGUAUUCUAUAUUGCAAUGAUUUUUUUAGCAUUUUAAUAUUUUAAUACACAUUGUAAAAUUUAGACUGAUACUAACAGUUGAAAUGACAUCUGAUUUAUAUAUUAAAGCUUACACUAUAUUGUAUGAAUUAUUUACAUCUUUCAGUGGCCAGUUUUCCAUAUGUACAUAUUAUGUCUCAAUGUUUUUCUUAUGCCUCAUUUUAAUUUAUAAUGAAGGUAAAAUUAAAAUGUAUUUUACUACAUUUAUUUUCAUUACUUUUAUCUGUGAGCUUUGACACAUCUGAAAAAGUAAUCUGAUGUGCAAAUUAUAAUUUAAAUAUGUUAAUUUUUUUACUUCUUAAAUUUGCUUUUCGUCAUUAGAUUGUCAAGUUCACGCGAUAUGUGCCUAAUAUCACUUGGGUGUUGGGUUUUUGAAUUUUUGGGUAAUCAGUUUUAUUUUGAAAAGACAGACUUGAAUAGUUACAGCAUAUGUUUGAACAGGAAGUAGGAACAUGCAUACACGAAGAAAUGCUAACGGAAGGGUUUGUAAUGCUUAGGAUCUUCCCUUGGAAACUAAAAAUAGUAUAUUAAUGACAUUACUGUUUGUAGAAUGACAUAUGCAAAUUUUCUCAUAAGCAGUCAUUAUGUUGUCAGUAAUGUUUGAGAGACAUGUAAGUUGAAAGUUUUGCUAAAUUAUAAAGCUCCUUUAAUACAUUGGUUUUGGUUCUCUUGUCUUUUCUAAAUGUUAACAAAAUAUAUCUUAACGGAUUACAUGAAAUUUAGGAAUUAUUUAAAAUUUACCAUUAGCUCUAAAAUUAAGAUGCAGAUGCUUUAUUUAUAGUAACUGAAGCUAAUAAUGUUUUAUGUUUUGAUUUUUUGAAAUUUAAUUGUAGAAGUCACUGCCUUCUGAGUUUUCAAAUAGAUAACCACCUUUAAUAUUAUAUUGCUUAUAAUACUAAUGUUUACAGAUAUGUUUCUGUUUAUAACCAUACAAUACAUUGACUCUGUCAUAUUAGUUUUUUUGCAAGUAGUUAUGUAAAAGAGAUAGAUAAUAAAAUAUUAAAUAACUGAG